AAAGGGUGUGUUUAGCUAAAGGGGGAUAAUUUUGCAACAGAUCUUAACAAACAGUCUGUGCAGCUGGCAUCAUUUGUUUGCAACCUUUAGUUGGCAUGCAUCACAGCACCACACCGUGACCUAGUGGAGAAAUCGUUGUGCGUGUUGUGCCUGUUGUGUUUUAGGUUUCUUAACGAACAUGCAGCAAACUUCCACCAUUGAUCUUAUCCUUGACCGCAGACGGAAGGUGAGAAGGCUAAACGCAGCGGUCGAUGGAGGUCGGUUCCGUUUCACUGAACGGAUUACUCAUCACAACACCCACCGCAACGCGACCACUCAGCGCCCACCCGAUCGAGUUCAAGACAAAUUUGGAGCUUUCCGAAAACGGCCACAGGCAAAACGUGGUGAAUUGGUGUGAAGCGGAAAUUCAAUUUACCACGAAAUGUAAUUGCUCCGUCCGGUUUUGAAAAGGUUACGGCAGUGGAAAAGACCUGUCAAAGGCGUUGCAUCGCACCAUUAGGAACUUCCCCCCUGAGGCCUACUACGCUGACGAACGUUUACCGAAUGUCCAUAAGCGGUCACAGGGGUUACUUACUUUAGCAUAGAAGGGAAGACUGGUGUGCAACAGCAGCAAGUGUGUUGAAUUUAUGAACCCUCGCACCCCUUUUUGGUUCCACACCACCCCCUUGCCAAUAACAUCCCCAACAUGGCCCGCUUGACCGCGGGGUGCAACCAGCCGGAACGGCACACUCACAAACAAACGAUUCGAAUGCGCGUGAUUACCGGACUGGAAUUGUAUCACCUCUCAACCACGACGACAACGACGACGAAGAUGGUCAACGGCGAUCAGGUUCAGCUGGUAUGGCCUCGUUACAUUUUAUUUUUUGCAAUAAAUGAAAUGCAAACCAGCGCGAAAUAGCCCCCACGUCAACGCCGGCAACAGAAAUGCGAAAGGAAACCGUCGAUAAGUACAUGCGUCCUUAGGCGCGAUGAGAAACAAGCGAAGGAUAUGAGCAAAACAAACUGAAGCGCGAGCCUAAUUAGCAUGGCGUGUAAUGUAAACAAAGCAACACACACACACGUGAGACGAAGGUGCGCCUCCCGAAGGGGUGGUACAUUAAUUCACCGAAUGGAUUAUGAAACUGGUAGGAUGACAGAAAUGGGCCAAAAUGUAUCAACCCUCAUCCUAGUUGCUAUGCAAUACUGUCCUGGCCUACUGGCGGAUACGAAAACACGAUGCGAAGAUGGAAAGAGACAUACAACCCUCGUUGGUAGAAGCGACUUCUUACCCGGUUGUGUCACGCGUUCAAUUAAAUUGAUUGAAACGAAACUAGUGAAUAGUUUCUGGCCGGUUGACACCAUCAAAAGUAUUCGUACGGUAGCAUAUAGGUUCGAUAUUUGAUUCACAACAGCAACACACACACAUACGGCACGCAUCGCAGGCGGGUUUAAAGCAACAUAGCAUAUUUAUACAGUCCUGCCUUUUUCCCAGACCGUAGACAAAACUUCAUGUUUGUGAAUGGUUUUUUUUUCCUUAAUUUUGAAAUAGGAAAUUGGAAGGUUUUUUGGUUCAGGGUGCGUCCAACAAUCGAAUAUCAAAUUACACGAUGAUAAGCGAAAAACAUGAGCAGAUAACGUGUUCGUAAGCGGUAAAUAACGUAUGAUAGUGACGACAGAAUCGUAAAAAAAUUCUUUGUAAUGGUUAAAUUUAAUCCGCCUACAGUAGUUGGAAAGUCAUUUUUUUUCAAUUUUGUAAUAUUUAAUAUUCUUAUCUGUCUUAUCUGUCUUAAACACUAGCGCUUAUUUAAAUAUGUGUAUCACUUUCAGUGGAAUGCGGAAAACUUUCCUGUUGAGUAACAGUAUGAACUUUCAUGUACAGUGUUAUUUUUUAAUUCUUUUUGCAGCAUAUUAAUUGCGUAAUACAAAUCCACUAAUUGGUUGCUUUCAUUACUUCGUCAGGUGUUGACUAGUCGCAUAUGCUUAUCAAUCUGAAAUCAGAGUUUUGAUAAGUCAAAGAAAACGAUAAAAAACGUGGCAGAACCAUGGCCUGGUACAAGCUAUUCGUUUGUUUUCAAUUGAUUGUUCAUCAUGAUUUUUACAGAGAUUCAGUCAUGAUACUUUCCGCUGUUAGUGCUUCAAUUUUGAUAACAAAUAAUAAAAAAAAACAAACUAUCUGAUAAAAGUAAGACCCGCAAUCCAUUACGUGGCAGGUAUGAUUUGUCGUACUACGAUUAAAAAAACAAACAAAAGAAAUAGAAAUCGCUAAAGCACUCUGCACCCUAUACCUCAGAUGUACUUAAGGGCAAGGAUGUGGCGUGGAUGAACGAUAAUUGUUACCGUUUUGUUAAAUUGCAAUUUGUUGCAGCUUAACUGCACACCAUUUCUCAGAAAACCAAUCGAUCCUUCGUCGAUCAUUCUUCGCAAAGGGUGCUUGGAUGAAAAAAAACCCCUGCCGUAGUGUAACGGAAAGGAAAUCACAUCUCCAGUCUUUCCCACAUCGAAGUAACCAGAAAGUGGAACACAACGCACUACCGAAACGAAGAACCAAAACAGCUCGCCGCUCUGCACACGGUGGAGAAGGUUCGCGCAUACAGCGCACGCCAGUCACCACCAAUCGUAGUUUAGGAAACUUUACGCUACGCACUAGAAGAAGGGAGGAGGGUUGGAAGACACACAAAACAACAACACACUGUGAGUAAGUGCAUGUUGCACCGUACCACUACCGUAUCAACUCCUCCCAACGGGCUACUUCGAUGUGCAGAAAAAUCAGUCCAAAGUAAAUAAAAUCGAAAGUCAGCGAACUUCUCCGGCAGUGGAUCGUGCACGGGUUGAUUAGCCGUUUGUUGUGCCGUGACAUUGCUCAGUGAGAAGGUGGAACUGGGUCCUGGGAUUGCUUGCAUCAUUGCUUUUUGGACGCUUACGAUAACGGUAGCCGGGCCGAGAAACCAUGGAGGAUUACAAAUUUCUGUUCAAAGUCGUCCUAGUGGGCAAUGCGGGCGUCGGUAAGACGUGUCUGGUGCGAAGAUUCACGCAGGGUCUCUUUCCACCCGGCCAGGGUGCAACGAUCGGGGUGGACUUCAUGAUCAAAACGGUCGAGGUGGACAAUCAGAAGAUAAAGCUACAAAUAUGGGACACCGCCGGCCAGGAGCGGUUUCGAUCGAUCACGCAAAGCUACUAUCGUUCCGCAUCCGCUCUUAUACUAGUGUACGACAUCAGUUGCCAGCCCACGUUCGAUUGCUUGCCGGACUGGUUGCGAGAAAUCCAGGAGCACGCUAACUCCAAAGUACUGAAAAUCCUCGUCGGCAACAAGACGGACCGAGAUGAUCGUGAAAUUCCGCAAGAAGUAGGUGCCGAAUUUGCGAAACAGCAUGGCAUGUACUUCCUCGAAACUUCCGCCAAACAGGCGGAUAACGUGGAACGUUUAUUCUACGACAUUGCGGCCGUACUGAUUGAGCAAGCCCGCACGAAAGAAUUUACCCUGCGCAGUGAGACAAGCGUCCUGACGAAUCUCUCCCAAAAGACGAUCUAUCAUCCGAGCUGCUGUAGCAUCGGUGAUCGGAAUCAUGCCCGUAGCAGUAGCACCAGCGAUGCACACUACUCGGACAGUUCCGGUCCGACUAGCAUCAGUAGUAAUAGUGGUAAUUUUAUCACCCAACAGUAGGUUCUGCACUGGUGCAGGAAAAUUAAUCGGAACCAAACGAUUAUGAAACGUUAACCAGGACAAAGAAAACAUCCGCAUGCAAUAUAGAACACCGUCAGGCGUUUUUCUUUGCGGCAAUGUAUUUGUUUUUUAAAAACAAUUACCACGAGUGAUGUUCGUUCCGAGCACAACGCGGCGUCCGAUGCACACAAAAGACAUGAGAUUUUGCGGUACCAAAUAACAGAAACGGAAAAUUAAAGGAACCCAUUAGGUGUGCGGAAUAAGGGGAAGGUAUGCUGUAGGGAAUCGAAAUCGUUGAUGUAAGAUUUAAGGUUUUAGACUAUGUUCCUGUGUUAAUUUUAGCGAUAAAUAAAUGAAUUUACAGAAAAAAAAGAAA
Messenger RNA from Anopheles funestus (African malaria mosquito), 4016 nucleotides. RefSeq names its product ras-related protein Rab-30-like. Lineage: Eukaryota; Metazoa; Arthropoda; Insecta; Diptera; Culicidae. The transcript is spliced from 4 exons. The record is from RefSeq and is a predicted model, not a curated record. Gene Ontology annotation, molecular function: GTPase activity; GTP binding. Gene Ontology annotation, cellular component: trans-Golgi network. The coding region runs from base 2927 to 3640 and encodes 237 amino acids.